CUGAACCAGAUACGUCUGGUAGAAUAAUAACAGAAAUUUAAAAAAUUUGGUUUAAAAUAAAGUUAUUUAAUUAAAGGCCAUUCCAUCUGAAUUGUGAAAUAGAAAAAAUUAUCGGUUAUCUCGUUUCGGGAAUGAACCCGAUUCGACGUCAUGGCGUCUACAGUUUCGAAUCAUGAUUGCACAUAACCUAAUUUUAAGAUGCUCUAUAUUUUCAAAAAAUUUUCUAAACUUGCACUUUAUAAAUGAAUAAACAACAAUCCACGAAUUGUAGAACAUAUCGUUACUGAAAGUUUAGGAUACCAGGUUAAAGAUUUUCCAUGGAUAUGUCACUUGUGAACACAGUUGCAAAUUACGUCAACGUGUUGUUGAAUGAAACUGUUUGGUACUUCAAAGAAAUUGCUUGGCAACUUGUCAUCGCUGUGAUUGCUUACUUAUGUGUCUGUAUAUUUUUGUACAUACUUUUGUUAAACGUCAGUCAUAAAGCAUGGCAACUUCCUGGACCACCUGCCAGAGUAUUAUUAGUUAUCGCUCAUCCAGACGACGAAGUUAUGUUCUUUGGCCCAAUGAUAUACUGGAUGAUAAACCAGAGAGAUUGUGAAGUUUACCUGCUUUGCCUGACAAUAGGAGGUGAUAAAAAAAGAAAAGAAGAACUCUGGGCAAGUGCUCGAAUCCUCGGCAUUCCAGAAGCCAAUGUCACCAUUUUAAUGUCUACACAGUUACCUGACGACCCCAAAGUUCAAUGGCCCAAAAAUAUAGUAGCUGAAACUAUACUCCUGCAUGUUGAAAGUUACAGAAUCAACGCGGUUGUAACGUUUGACAAGCGUGGCGUGAGUGGACACAGAAAUCACAUUUCUAUUUUCUACGGGGUGGCUUCCUUGUGCAUGGAAAAUAAAUUGCCUACUUAUUGCAAGAUGUACGUACUAGAGACUGUAAAUAUUCUGCGAAAAUAUACCCUGGUACUGGAUUUACCUAUUAGUUUGUUAUCCACGUCUUAUUGGUAUUUGCUCAGCUUCAAGCAACGAAGAAAUAUACAUGUAGACGGCCAUGAGAGCUCACAAGUCCCAAUACGUUUGGUUCAGAAAAUUGUACAUGGGGUUUUCUCGGUACGCAUUCGUAAAUACCCUCCAAGAAAUCAACUCGCUUGACUUAGAACUGGACAUCGACUUUGACGACGAAUAACAUCGCUUCGAUCAAAAUUUCUAACGAAAUUUACUAUACAUGUGUAUAUUGUAAAUAGCAAAUAAAAUUUGUUCAUGACUA
Messenger RNA from Athalia rosae (coleseed sawfly), 1260 nucleotides. It is a transcript of the gene PIG-L, whose product is annotated as N-acetylglucosaminyl-phosphatidylinositol de-N-acetylase. Lineage: Eukaryota; Metazoa; Arthropoda; Insecta; Hymenoptera; Athaliidae. Gene Ontology annotation, biological process: GPI anchor biosynthetic process. Bases 318 to 1145 code for a protein of 275 amino acids. The transcript has 5 exons. Gene Ontology annotation, cellular component: endoplasmic reticulum. Gene Ontology annotation, molecular function: N-acetylglucosaminylphosphatidylinositol deacetylase activity. The record is from RefSeq and is a predicted model, not a curated record.